This is a messenger RNA of Aspergillus melleus, 576 nucleotides long. RefSeq names its product putative DNA polymerase delta subunit 4. The record is from RefSeq and is a predicted model, not a curated record. Gene Ontology annotation, biological process: DNA synthesis involved in DNA repair; DNA-templated DNA replication. Gene Ontology annotation, cellular component: delta DNA polymerase complex. NCBI's taxonomy places the organism in Eukaryota, Fungi, Ascomycota, Eurotiomycetes, Eurotiales, Aspergillaceae. Gene Ontology annotation, molecular function: DNA-directed DNA polymerase activity. The transcript is spliced from 3 exons. Bases 1 to 576 code for a protein of 191 amino acids.
AUGCCUCCUGCUCGUCGUCGCGGUGGCAAUACCGCCGCUCAACGCUCCGGCCAGUCCACGCUAUCAUUCGGCUCCAAGUCCAGGGUCACCAAGCCCUCAGCCACCACCCCCUCCCAGAAAUCAAAGGAUCUCGAUGCCCUCACUAUUCUUCCUGGGAAGCCAUCCCACGAUGCGAUCUCGGAGCCGGAAGAAUCACCGGCCACCCCCUCAGAGCCCCAUGUGGCGGAAAUCGCCGUGAAGGAUCAAGCCCAAACGGAAAUUCAACAGCCUUUGACCGAAGAGGAGGAGAAGGCACUCAAAGUCACAGAGCAGGACCUACGACAGUAUUGGAAGAAGGAAGAGGCCAAGAGACGGGCCCCUCGAGUGCAUCAAGGGGAGCUGUCGUUGCACGAGAAGAUCCUACGACUCUUUGACCUCUCCAGUCAGUUUGGGCCAUGCAUCGGGAUCGCUCGACUAAAGCGUUGGAGACGUGCCAAUAUGCUCGGCCUUAACCCGCCUAUCGAGGUCCUUGCUGUGAUGUUGAAGCAGAACGAUGAUACGAAGCAGAGAGCCUAUGUCGAUGAACUCAUGUCUUGA